AUGACACAAUUUUCUCCCGAUAUCGGAAUUUUUAAUUCUGCUCUCGACCCUGCCACCGGCAAACCGAAAGAGGGCGUCGAAAAGUUUGUAGUCUUUAGCACCAAAGUCAAAGCGCUCUCGCUCAGGGUUCUGAUCAGCGUACCAGUCAUCUAUGCUUCCCUCUAUAUACUCCUACUCGCAACGAGAUGCACCAGAUUCACCAACAGUAACAGCGGUAAAAUCUCCCGGUUUACUUUGCGAGCAACAGGCCUCCAAGCCGUACAAUUGUACAGGAUGUUGGAUGAAGAGAAGUGCGGUGAUCGGGAUGAUUGGCAUGGAAGAUUAGAGCACAUCCCGUACAUCCUGGACGCAAAAGAGGUGCAGGGGAAGCCAGAGCAACCAGAGAAGCCAGCAGCAAGAGCGAGGUACUCAGGAAUAAGUAUGUUUCAAGACGAUAAAUAUUCCGAGAUCACUGAGGUUGGCUGGGGCGGGAAGACUGGCACGGUUGUCCCAGAGUCUCGUCAUCCGUAUCUGUUCAUCGCCCCCAAGGUGAUACAAACUGGUACUGGCGAGUCAAGAAGGAAUCAUCUCAGCCUCGUAGGGCCAGUAAAGUACCAGCUUAAGACGGACGAACGUGUAUUCUCAUACAGUGGCACGGGCAAUCAAGCGAUUGCUAGUGGACCUGCAGAAAGAUCUGAUGAUGGGACGGCCGAAGUAUCAUCAGAUUCGAAACAGGCGACGGUCGAGACGAGAGCUAUAUCACCCAAUUAA
This is a messenger RNA of Morchella importuna, 750 nucleotides long. RefSeq lists its product as uncharacterized. The coding region runs from base 1 to 750 and encodes 249 amino acids. Lineage: Eukaryota; Fungi; Ascomycota; Pezizomycetes; Pezizales; Morchellaceae. The transcript has 2 exons. The record is from RefSeq and is a predicted model, not a curated record.